Molecule: messenger RNA, 1974 nt
Organism: Glarea lozoyensis ATCC 20868
Lineage: Eukaryota; Fungi; Ascomycota; Leotiomycetes; Helotiales; Helotiaceae
Product: Protein kinase-like (PK-like)
Exons: 6
Coding region: 1-1974 (657 amino acids)
Biological process (GO): nuclear-transcribed mRNA poly(A) tail shortening; mRNA processing
Cellular component (GO): PAN complex; P-body
Molecular function (GO): poly(A) binding
Source: RefSeq, a predicted model, not a curated record
AUGCGAAAGUCGACUGGCAACAAAGAAAACAAGAAGGACACUUCCGCGGAGGCCUCUCCAAAGCGCAAGACUCCAGAGUCUUUGGUCAAGGCUAUUGCGAAGAAAAUCAAAACGGAAAAGUCGCUAGCCAAACAGUUGGGAGAUAUCACACCUGCCCAAGUCAAGCGGAUCGAAGAGGCAUUCCCUGUACCUAGACUAUUGACAGUGGGCGUCACUGACUUUCACAUCAGAAAGAAGACAUUAAACGUCGACUCGCCAUCAUUCACCCCUGCCACCCUACCAGUCCCUGGUAAAACCACCAUCUCUUCGCAAGCCGCCAGUGCCGCACCUUUCACACCUCGAGGACUCACUAGCGGUACAGCUACGCCCAAUACGCAGCCAGAGCCGCAGGCUCCAGCGUUCAAUCCUGCCCAAAUACGAGAGUUUACACCUCAAGCUUAUGAGCCAGCUGAAUCAGUUCCUCAGACAGAUGGCACUGCAUCCGACCAUCAUCUUUCAUAUGACCCCUUUCAAAUGUCUGCGGUUGCACAAGCUGUUCCAACGACCACACAAUAUAAUCCUUACCUGGAAGAUACUUCCAACAUUAGCAAUAACGCCGCAGCAUGGAUCCAGUCACAGACAGCAUUCAUUGCACCCGGUCAACCUCUUCAAUAUCAUUUAUACGCUCCUAUUGGGCCCCAUAGAGAAGACCUGCUUGCUUACCAAAGACAUGCUCACGAUUUCUUCAUGCCAGAGGCUCUGCGCGAGGAGUUGCAGAAGAAAGCUGAAGCGACCUUCCAGGUCAUGCCGAAUUCUCAACUUCCCACUCUUGAUAAUUAUCACACCUUGGUCGCCCUCGAUACUAGCCAUCGAAAGAGUGCCGCCGUUUUCAGUUACCCAAGUUGGGUGUACAAAGCGACUUCGAUUAAGAACGGGCAUAUGUACACUUUGAGACGGCUGGAAGGUUAUCGUUUGACUAACGAGCGAGCAAUUCGAUCCGUGAAGGACUGGAGGCGAGUAAAUUGUGGAGGUGUAGUGUCAGUCAUUGACGCCUUUACUACCCGAGCUUUUGGGGACAGCUCUCUUAUAUUUGUGACUAAUUAUCACCCGCUGUCAAAGACCUUGGUGGAACAUCAUUUCACCAGUACCAACCGAUAUGGAAAUCGGGUCUCCCAAGCCGUUCCUGAGCCAGUGUUGUGGAGCUACGUGGUACAGAUCGCUUCAGCUAUCAAAGCUGUACAUGCCGCGAGCCUGGCAGUUCGAUGCAUGGAUCCAUCCAAGGUUAUCCUCACAGAUAAAGGACGCAUUCGUCUCAACGCUUGUGCUGUUCUCGAUGUUGUAAAAUUCGAUGCUCAACGGCCAUUAGCAGAGCUACAACAAGAAGACUUCAUCCACUUUGGAAAGUUGAUUCUCUCCAUCGCAACCAACAACCUUGCUGUCAUGACAUCUCCUACGCUCCUGGGGUUUGUUGAUCAGCUGAGCCGGACAUAUACAGCGGAGUUUCGAGACACUGUAGUCUGGCUCCUCACGCCCGCUCAAACUCCUGGGAUUAAGACUGUUGGGGAACUACUGAGUGGUAUAUCUACCCACGUUGUAGAUGUAUUUGACAACAGUCUUCAUGCGAAUGACACCCUUUACUCUGAGCUCAACCGAGAAGUUGAGAAUGGUCGCAUUGCUAGGCUCUUGAUGAAGCUAGGUACGAUCAAUGAACGACCGGAAUAUGAAGGAAAUCCACAAUGGAGCGAGCAAGAUGGCCGCUAUGUCAUCAAAAUGUUUAGAGAUUUCCUUUUUCACCAAGUCGACGCAGAAGGGAAGCCCGUAAUAGAUAUGGGGCACAUUAUUUCAUGCCUCAACAAGGUAGACGCUGGAAGUCAGGAAAAGAUUACCCUGACCGCGAGAGACGAUCAGAAUAUCUUUGUUGUGUCGUACAACGAAAUUAAGAAGCAGGUAAAUGCUGCUUGGGCGGAGCUACAGAAGCCGUCGAUGCGUCGCUAG